Molecule: messenger RNA, 4367 nt
Organism: Alosa sapidissima (American shad)
Lineage: Eukaryota; Metazoa; Chordata; Actinopteri; Clupeiformes; Clupeidae
Gene: csrnp1b
Product: cysteine-serine-rich nuclear protein 1b
Exons: 5
Coding region: 278-2035 (585 amino acids)
Biological process (GO): regulation of transcription by RNA polymerase II
Cellular component (GO): nucleus
Molecular function (GO): sequence-specific DNA binding; DNA-binding transcription factor activity, RNA polymerase II-specific
Source: RefSeq, a predicted model, not a curated record
AGCAGCGUGGGCAGUCUCUCCCUCUGUCACCGCCUGCGUCAGACGCCAGGAGGGAGUUUUCCACUGACGAAAAAGGUUGCGCUGCCGAGCAGACUGGUUCAGACAAGGGAAACGCUUCAGCUGGUACGGUGUCCAUACAAUAGCGAGACAAAAACCGAAGGCUCUGUGCACGGAUAAAGCAACAUUGUGUCGCCUGGAUUACUAUUAUUUCAUCUGCUUAUUUCUUCUAUUGUUACUAAUGGUGAUCGGAUACGUUAGUCCUUGAUCAUCUACCGCCAUGAGUGGGGUUCUGAAGAGGAAGUUUGACGAGGUGGAUGAUGACCAGUGCUACUCCUCGUCCUCCCCGUCGUCCCUUACCUCCUCUGCGGGAUGGGACUCGGAUGGCGAGAGCUGCUUUUCUGACACGCUGGACUCCCCUAGUUCGCCGGCAACAGCUCCAACCACAACGUCCAUCCUUAAGAAGUCAAAACGGACGAGGAGAGGCAACGUGCAAUUUGACCAGGUGGAGGUGUACUUCUUCCCGCGGUGCCAAGGCUUCACCAGCGUGCCCAGCCGUGGCGGCUGCUCCCUGGGCAUGAUGCAGAGGCACAGCGCCCAGCGCAGCUACACGCUGGCAGAGUUUGCUGUGGAACAGCGCCUCCUGCGGCGUGAGAAGAUGAAGCACCGCAUGAGGGAGGAGAAGCUGGAGGCCCUCAGGCACAAACUGACGAAGAACGGUACUCAGGAGUCGGAAGAGGCCGACCAGCUGACGCUGGACGACAUUCCUGAAGACGAGAUCGACCUGAGCGGCGUGAACGUGGACGACGGCUCUUUCCUGCAGCCGUUCCCGUCCAAACGGCGACACGCACUGCUCAAGGCCGCCGGCGUCAAGAAGAUCGAGAAGGAGGAGAAGCGCCAGCUGCACGAGCUGAGGCUUUCGCGGGAGAACUGCGGCUGCGACUGCCAAGUGUUCUGCGAGCCCGAGACCUGCAGCUGCAGCCUGGCAGGCAUCAAGUGCCAGAUGGACCACUCGUCCUUCCCCUGUGGCUGCUCAAAGGACGGCUGUGGGAACACUGAGGGCCGCAUCGAGUUCAACUCGAGCCGCGUGCAAACGCACUACAUCCACACCAUCAUGAAGCUGGAGCUGGAGAAGCGCCUGGAGGAGCACUCGGACCAGGGCGACCGGUCCCCGCCCCCUCAGGAGCAUCACGCGCAGGAGUCCCACCCCCACCAGCAGACGUCAGCACCGGCCAUGCCCGAUGUGCCCACUUUCCACUUCAGCUCGGAGCUGACAUCGGUCGGGGAGAACAGCUGCAGCAGUGACAUGACGGACACGUCAAGCUCGUCGGGCCAGAGUGAGGACUCUGAGGAGAGUCCUGCGGUUGGGGAGCACUCACCGCUGGACGUGGACGAGAACGGCCUCACGCGCAUCCUCAGCUUCACCGACACCGACAGUGAGGAUGCCAACUGUGGAAACGGUGACAUCCGACAUGACUGCACCAAUGAUAAUGACAACUGCCAGAAGAGAACCAAGUCGUCAUCAACAAUGACUACAACUGGCUUCAGCAUCUUUGGAACAUGUUCGGAGGACAAUGACAACUUGUGUGCCACAUUCUCAGGCAGGCACGCGGACCUAGACGACAACAGGUCCUCCUCCAUGUCCGAACUCUUAGACGAGAACGCCAACCAGGGCAACGCAUUAUUCCACAGCUGCACGGUCCCCAACACACCUUCACCGUCGUUCGACCACUCGUCCAGCUACAUGGACCUGAGUCUGUCCUCGGAGUCGGACCUGGAGUUUUUCGAUGGCUUCCCCUGCCUGGGCCCCAGCUCACUGUACAACUCCCUCAAGGAGUACGAACACAUGGACAACUUUUUUCAGUUCCAGUUGCCUAGCUAUCCCAACCUGCCCCAGGGCAAUGACCCAGGGACCUGCCUCCUGGAGUCUCUGAUUGGCCUAUCAGAAUCGGUUCCAGAGCCCCCGCCUACUUUCACAGACAAUCAAUUGCUGGAAGAAGCUAUGAAGUUGUCUGUGAUGGAAUCUGUAAAAGUCUAAUGUGAACCAAGAUUGUGAAAUAGACAGUAUUGUACAUAUUUAAAAAAAAAAACUUUGGGGACUGGAUGUGCACAUGUAUUUACUUUGAUGUGAAACAUUUUGAUGGCUUUGAUGUCACUUGCCCCCUCCUGGUAUUGAGAUUUCUCGUUUGCCUUUUGAAACUUCAGCAGAGCAGUAUGUUUAAAGUCAUGAUCCAAUCGGUAGCUAAUAUUUGUAUUGAUAUGGGGGAAGCCAGCAAGGUAAAACAAAAAAAAUAAUAAUUGGCUUUUGAAAGCUCUAUGCCCACGGAUCAGGGCUCUGGGUAUCCCAGUUGGUUUCCCCCGAAGCUUAAUUGGUCAGCUACAUUUAAUUUAUAUUGUCUUCAGAGGGGGCACGGGGGAGGAAGUCUACCAAUAUCACAGAAUGUGAACCUCAGGGAAUUGUUCUAGCUUUUGAAAGAAGCGCUUGGAGACCUGUCCUUUAGAUGGGAACUCUUGCUUGACUCUUCAAUGGGGCUUUUCACCACGGAAACGAUGCCAACAUUUUCAAGGCCUAAUUUUAAGGAACCUUAAUUUUUUCAAUCACAAAGCUAGAGGUGAACUCCAGAUCCCUCAUGAUGGCAAACUUAAGAAUCUGAUAUAUGGUACACAGUUCCCCCAAAGGCUCCUCAAUCAGCACUUUAUCUUUGAAGAUAGUCAUGAAAUAAACAAAAGUAUAAGGCAGAGGAGCGUGUCUUCAUCUCCUUUUGUGUCUUUGAAGUCGAGAUUGUUGUAAACUGCCUCUGAUGAUGGGUCAACAGUUCAGAAGUUUACCAGCUAGAAUUACUGAGCAUUUUUUAUUUAUUGUCAAACCAAGAAUAUUACCGCUGUAAAUCAUUCAAAAAGGAUAGUAUAACUAAUAUCUAUUAUCAAUAUCGCUUUUUAUUUAUUCCUUAAGUUUUAUUAGUUUUCAUUUUUUAAUUUAUUUCUCUAAACACCGAUUCAAAGAUGUGGAGCAUUGUAUAACCAGCAAAUGCAACCAUUUCUAUUUUGUCCUUUAAUGGGUUUUUUUUUUUUUUUAUCCUUGUACACUUUGUUCUUUUCUGUGAAUGGGAAAGAUGAGCAUACAAGACGUAUUUAAUAGUCUAUACUAUUUCACAUUUUUAACAUUUUUAUUAAAUUAUUCCUCACUUCAGCAGUAAUUUAAUUUAUUACAUUUUGGGGGCAAUAACAGAGGGAUGUGAAAAAGAAAAGUUUACUAUUAUGUGCCUGUUCAUCAAAGGAGCCAUGUUUGCCCGUUUCUUGUACACAGUGGUUGUUUUCCAGCAGUUGGAUUGGACUAAACUUACCUAUCUGAAGAACUGUGGGUCUGCAUUAUAGCUUAUCAUGUAGCUAGGAACUUAUACUAAGAUUUUCUAACUAAUUUGUGUAGAUGUAAAAAAAAAAGAAUUCUAAUCUGUAUCAAUGAUAAAUUAUUUUAUUAAAAAAUGAAAUCUGCCAUUUUCUUCAAAUAUUGACACAUUUGUAAUAUAUUAAUAUAGAAAAAAAGUAUAUGAAGACCCUUCAUUAUCGGGUGAAAGGCCUUUUACAAAGCCCCUCUAUGGGGGUAGAUGGUCUUCUAUUAAACUAAAAACUAUGUAAAUUUGCUAAGCCAAAUUUGAUUGUACUCAGAAUGUUGAGAUAUAAACAACUGAUCAACCUAACUGUGGCUGUAAAUUAUUUUCUCUUUUUUCUUUUUGGAUCAAGCCUGCAUAUAUUAUGCAACUUGUACCAUAUUAUGCAAAACUGUUGCCUGUAUUUGUUUUCAUGAUAACCUUAAGGCAGAUGGAAACGUAUUGCUAUUCGCCCAAUAAGGUGUGAUUGGAAAAUCACUAGACAAAUACAUAUUCCCAUUCAAAUGUACAUAUCCCAUCAGAAACAUGUCCUGUUCCAACCACAAGUUCUGACUUUAUUGGGAGAAGAUGCAUGUGGGACCCAUACAUAUGUUAGUCUGAGUGGCAUAAUUUCAAAGAGCAAAAUGCACAAUCUGAAAAGUAUUUGCCUUUUGCUUUCCUUUGCUGUUCUUGAAUUCUAUUUCAUGUCCAAGUGGACUUUGUUUUUUUAUUAUUAUUUUUUAAACACUUUCCCAUGAAGAUAUGAAAACAAUGGGUAUUUCUUGAGCGUGAAUUAUUGUAUGUUUUCAACAACACUGCUUUUUUGAAGUGUUUCUUAUGUUUGCCUUUUUUGUUGUACAUAUUUCUUCAGCUUCGGUGGUACUACAGAGCAAACAAUGCUGCUUUUUAUAUUUUCACUCUUUAACUGUUAAAGCUGUUCAUUUCAAAUCAUUCAACAGUAGUUUGUCCCUGCAAAUAAAAAAGUUCAGCUUUUUUCUUAAA